Molecule: messenger RNA, 576 nt
Organism: Bombus huntii
Lineage: Eukaryota; Metazoa; Arthropoda; Insecta; Hymenoptera; Apidae
Product: phospholipase A2-like
Exons: 3
Coding region: 126-545 (139 amino acids)
Biological process (GO): phospholipid metabolic process; arachidonate secretion
Source: RefSeq, a predicted model, not a curated record
UCAAGAAAUGAUUACACUCUUUAACUUUUAUCUCAAUAAAUUUCAUCUCGAGCAUAUUUUGAUACAGUCAAUAGAUAACGGGUUGUUUUUCUUUUUACCGACUCACCCUGUAUAGUCUAUUGGUUAUGGACGUUCUCCAUGUUAUUAUAUUUCCUUCCCGCAGAUACAUUAAUAUAGCAAGUGGACCGAAUCAGUUAGGACGUUUAAAAUCAACAGAUGCAUGUUGCCGAACUCACGACAUGUGUCCCGAUGUAAUUGAGGCUUAUAAGAAGAAACACGGAUUGACUAAUCCUGCCUUUUAUUCCAGGUUAAGUUGCGACUGCGACGAAAAGUUUCGUCAAUGUCUUAAAAAAUCGAAAGACGAAAUAAGUGCCAACUUAGUAGGAUUCGCCUAUUUCACUCUAUUAAGAACGCAAUGCUUCCGAGUGGAUUAUCCUAUCGUGGACUGCAUAGAAAGAUCCUGGUUUUUGAAACGUUGCAAGAAGUACCGGUUCGAUACGAAAGGCCAGAAGAAGUAUCAGUGGUUCGAUUUACUUGAAUACUAAUCUUAAGCACGAUCCACAAACGACAUCGAGU